GAAGUUCACAAUGAACAUGUUGAGCUAUACAAUGUAGGUUUUCAACAAAGCCUGAGCUGACUGUGUGGAAGACCUUGGCAUGGACUCGGAGCCGUGCCAGCGCUGUGGCGAUAACGCUGUAUCAUUUGAUCCUUCAGGCGCUUGCUAUGUAUGCCAGAGCUGCGGCUUUGUGCCUCAUGAGCAGGGUCUUGUAUCCUACGAUGAGACCACAGCUGCACAUGGCGAGGACCAGCAGCAACACCAAGGCUACCAUGGCCAGUCAGCUGCAGCUGCCGCGUAUGCAGCGGUUGCAGGCUCCGCUGCACCCGCACCCCACGGCGGCGGAAGUGGCGGCGGCUUAUCGGCGCUGCCGUACGGCGGCGGCGGUGGAGGCGGCGUCCUGACGACGGCACUGCGGGUUCGCUCCGCUGCCGACCCCAGCGGCACCUCCCGCGCCCAUCGGCAGCGGCAGCAGCUAGACCAGCUCCAGGGGCUGGCGGCGACGUUACGACUUCCCGGACCUGUCGUACAAGUGGCCGCGGGGUUCCUUGCGCGGAUACACCAAGGCCGUGCAGCAGACGCAGCAGCAGCAGCAGCUGCCCCCAAGCCGCUCCCGCUUCCCGCCCCGCCCCCCUCCGCCACCGCCGCAGCUGCCCACGGCGCGUAUGGGAGCGACGGCACUGGCCAUGUCAACACCGGCGGUGACGGAAGCGGUGACGGGGGAGCUGCGUUCGGUUCGUACGGCGGCGGCAACAGCGCGUGUGCGGAUGGCGGCGGCGGCAGUGGCAGCGGCAUUGGCCGCCGUCAUCCAUCUGUUACUGCGGCAUCAGAGCCCCACGCUGGGGCACCACGACGGGAGAAGACGGUCCUGCAGGAGGAGGCUGCUGAGGAGGAGGAAGGCAAGGAGGAGGAGGAGGAGGGAGGUGCCGAUUAUUGGGACGAGCUUGAGGAGGCCGAUGACGAAGAUGGCAAUGCGGAGGCGGAGGAAUGCGAUAAUGGCGAGGAUGAUGCUGGUGGCUCUCGUCGGCGUGGGAAACAGCAGCAGACCCCAGCCCCGCCUGUGCUGGGCGGUGCGAGUGCGGCAGCUCGGCUGGGUGCGCUGCUGUACGUGUCCUCUCGCGCGGAGGGCGGCAGUUUGACACUGGCGGAGGUGGCCAUUGCGACGGCAACCGACAUGUUUCGGAUUGGGGAGAUGGCCAGGCGCCAGACUGCCUACCUGCGACUGUCCCUCCCAGCGGUGGAUGUAGAGCGGCUGGUGGUGCGGACCGCCCUGCAGCUGGCAGCGCACCUAGCCGGCAGGCGGGGGGAGCAGCAGGGACAGGGGGGCCAGCAGCAGGGGCAGAGCCAGGGAAGCAAGCGGAGGCGGCAGCAGCAGCAGCAGGCGGCGCCGUCGCAUGGAGCAGCAUGGCAAAGACGCCGGACAGAGCAGCAGAGACUGCUGCUGCCAGCAGCUCCGGCUGGCAGCGACGAGGAUGCCAACACCACCGCCGCCGCCCCCGCCGCCGAAGACGCGGCUGACGACGACAACUCUAACCACCCCAACCGCGUCAACCCCAUGCGGCUGGUGGUGGUAGAGGAGGGGCCCGACACCGGCAACGUCAUGGGCGGUCUGGGCCUGGGCGGAGCACCCAGUGGCCCUGGCGGCGGUGCGGGCGGUGCGGGCGGGGGCGGGGGUGCCCCCCUGGUGAGUGAGAGCGCGCUGCGGUCCUCCCCGCUGGUGCGGCUGGCAGGGCAGCUGGCGGGGUUGGCUGUACGGCGGGGCUGGCAUGAGGGGCGCUCGCCGCGAACGGUGGCGGGAGCGCUGCUGAGCAUCUGUCAGGACGCGCUGGGGGGCCCGGCGGGCAUGGUGCCGCAGGUGGUGCCGGGGGAGGGCGAUG
This is a messenger RNA of Astrephomene gubernaculifera, 1856 nucleotides long. The record is from the annotation of a GenBank genome assembly. Lineage: Eukaryota; Viridiplantae; Chlorophyta; Chlorophyceae; Chlamydomonadales; Astrephomenaceae.